Rhodotorula toruloides NP11 is the source of this 2307-nucleotide messenger RNA. RefSeq names its product Armadillo-type fold containing protein. The record is from RefSeq and is a predicted model, not a curated record. Lineage: Eukaryota; Fungi; Basidiomycota; Microbotryomycetes; Sporidiobolales; Sporidiobolaceae. Gene Ontology annotation, cellular component: nucleus. Bases 1 to 2307 code for a protein of 768 amino acids. Gene Ontology annotation, biological process: rRNA processing. The transcript has 8 exons.
AUGCCCAAGUCCGGCAAGCACAAGAAGGAGCGCGCCGCCGACUUUACCAAAGCCAAGCUCAAGCUCGGCAAGGGCAAGCAGGUCGCCAACAAUGCGACAAACACGUCCUUCACCGCCAAGUCCAUCGCCCUCCCGAACCAGUCGCUCUCCGAGGCGCCCAAGUCCGCCCCGACAUCUCGACGCAACUUGACCCUCCCCGAACUUCUUAUCCAGACGCGCCACUACUCCGUCCCCGUCAAGCGCGAAGCUCUCGUCGAGAUCCACCAACUCCUCCUCUCGCACCCGUUCCUCCUCCAGCAACACCUCCUUCCGCUCUCGAAUUCGCUUGCGCAUCUUGUUGGAGAUGCGAGUGGGAGCGUCAGGGCGGAGGUGAGGAAGGUGCUCGAGCACAUCGCCGAGGUCCUCCCACGAACGAGCUUUGUGUCGAUUUCGAACACGCUCGUCCUGUUCACGCUGUCGGCGCUGUCGUCCCUCGACGAUCCCGUCCGCAUCGACGCUCUCAAGGUCAUCGACGUCCUCCUUGCCACCAUCCCCGACGACCUCGUCCGCGGAAUCGACCCCUCCCGGCCCAUCUCCUCCUCCUCCAGCUCGUCGACCUUUGCACCCGACGCUUCGACCUCCGCCUCCUCGUCCGACUCCUCCACCUCCGGCUCUCGCAUCCUCGAGUCCCUCCUCUCGCUCCUCAAAAUCCGCCUCUCCUCCUCUGCGUCUUCCGGCACCGCAAUCGCAACCGACCUCUCGCCCGAAGCGCGUCUCAAAGUCCUCGGCACCCUCGAGCGGGUCUUGCGCGUCGUCGGACAGAAGGAAAGGGGAGUAGAGGCGGAAGAGCCGUGGUAUCUCAGGGGAGCGUUCGAGUCGGAGCAGGCGUAUAGGGACUUUUUGGCGGGCUUUGAAGGAACGGCGAGGCGGAGUCGGAGGGUGGUGCGCGUGAGGGAGGAGAUUGAGGGCGUGCAGGUCGAGGCGUUUGAGGCGGCGUUCGGCGUUGGAGGCGCGGCGCUGGGGUUGAGCGAGUGCGGGCUGUUCACUCCGCCUGCGACCCCGACCGCCUCGACCUCCGCUCCUACCUCCGCGCAACCGACUCUUCUCUCCCUCCUCCACCCGACCCUCCUCUCCUCGUUCCUCGACUCUGCACCGACCGCUUUCACUCCGACUUCCGUCGCCUCGACCCUGACCGGCCCAACACACCACCUCGGCACCGUCUCUUCCGUCCUCUCCAUCUCUCGCGAACUCUUCACGCGCGAGCUCGCUUCCUCCAGUACCUCUUCCUCCGGCCCGGCUCGCAAGAUGCUUCUCGCGUUGUUGACGCACGCAAGUCCCUACUUCCCCUUCGGCUCGUCCGACUCCCUUUCAGCAGCAGCAAGCACGGGAUCGAAGAAGCAGCAACAAGCGGACGAGGAGCACUUCAGGGUGAUGAACCUUGCGUUUGCGGAGUUGAGUAGCUUGUUGGUGCUUACUUCUGCGGGAUCGGGGAGGGGUGCGAGGGAGAAGGGGAUUUGGAAGGGAAAGCGAGGGGAGAAGGAGCGCGAGAAGGAGGAGAGGGUCGAGGAGGUCGUGCUUGAGAGGGUGCAGGAGUGGGUCGUCGCAGCGUUGAGGGGCGAGCUCACCACCCCCGCCUCACCGCUCGGCCAGCCCCUCUCCCCCUCUCACUUCCUCUCCCUCACGCCCACCCUCUGGGCCCUCCUCAACCAGCCCUCCUCAGCACGCGCGGACGAGGUGUGGAGCGCGGUGGUCGAGUAUGCGGUCAAGAGUGGGGUUAACGCGGGUGAGGGCGAGAGGAAGGGCGCGGCGAAGAGGUUGGCGGGAGAGUUUGUUGCGAGGGGGGUGUUGAUCCACUCGUCGCCGUCCUACACCGCUCCCUUCUCCCUCCCCUCCACACCCGCCUUCCCCUCCUCGCUCUCGAACCCGAACGCCAAGGACGUCAAAGCAAACGCCGCGGCGCGGUGGGUCGCUGGACUGCCAAAGUGGUUGUGGGAGUGCGGGCAGCAGGGCGAGGCGAGGGAGGACGAUAUGGAGUUCAUCCUUAUCGUCCUCCUCAAGCUCUUGCAGCAAGGCUCGUCCGGUCCCGUACCUCCAGCCGCCCUCCUUUCGCUCGCGCCCGUCCUCGCGCCCUUCUUCCACCUCUCCCACCCCACUCGCGGCUCCAUCCCCGGUCCAGUCACCAAACUUCCCGCGACAAGCGAAGUACGGAAGAAGGCGCUCGAGGUCGUUUGGUGGAUGGAGCGAGUCGCGGGCGAGGAGGAUGCGAGUGAGGCGGCGAGGGAGGGGGUUGUGGCGCUGAGGGUUGCGGCGGAUAGCGCGGUGGCGUAG